This is a messenger RNA of Varanus komodoensis (Komodo dragon), 2052 nucleotides long. Its product is annotated as vomeronasal type-2 receptor 26-like. Gene Ontology annotation, molecular function: G protein-coupled receptor activity. The transcript is spliced from 4 exons. The record is from RefSeq and is a predicted model, not a curated record. Lineage: Eukaryota; Metazoa; Chordata; Lepidosauria; Squamata; Varanidae. Bases 1 to 2052 code for a protein of 683 amino acids. Gene Ontology annotation, cellular component: membrane. Gene Ontology annotation, biological process: G protein-coupled receptor signaling pathway.
AUGGUCCCAAAAGAAGCCCAACAGUACAUGGGAGUUGUACGGCUUCUUCAGCAUUUCAGAUGGACUUGGAUUGGGCUCUGUGCUGUGGAUGAUAACAAAGGGGAAAGGUUCUUGCAGACAAUGGUGCCUAUACUUUCCCAGAAUUUCAUUUGUGAAGCCUUCAUACUGAGAAUAACAAAAUGGGAUUAUGUGGACCAGCUGACAGAAGUAAUGGUGCAGCACUGGAAAAGCUACAAUACUGUCAUUGAGAGCAAAGCCAAUGUAGUCUUUAUAUAUGGAGAACCUCCAUCCUUUCACAUGUUAAGUACAUUGCUGUUUCUAGCACCCUUCUUGGAUUUGCCACCACUGGGGAAAGUGUGUAUUAUUACCUCCCACUGGGAUUUUGCUUUGCAUUCUCUUCAAAAGAUGUGGGACAUGCAAACUUUCCAUGGCUCCAUAUCCUUCUCUGUUCACUCAAAUCAGCCAUUAGAGUUCCAAAUGUUUGAGUACAUUUUGAGGCCUUCCAAGGCCAAAGGAGAUGGUUUUAUUCUGGACUUCUGGGAACAGGCAUUCAACUGUUUACUAAAAAUGCCCGAUGGGAGGGAGGAGGGCAAGGAGAUCUGCUCAGGGCAUGAGAAGCUGGAGAGCCUUCCUGGAACGUUCUUUGAAAUGGAGAUGACUGGCCACAGCUAUAAUGUGUACAAUGCUGUCUAUGCUGUUGCACAUGCUUUGCAUGCCAUCUAUGAUACCAGAUUCAAAGGCAGAAGACUGGCAGAAAGAGAGGUUCUAGCACAUCAGAAUGUGCAACCAUGGCAGCUCCAUCACUUUCUAAGCAGCAUCUGGUUCAAUAACAGUGCUGGAGACAUUGUGCAUUUUAAUGAACAUGGAGAAUUGGUUACACAGUUUGAUGUUACCAACUGGCUGAUGUUCCCCAAUGGCUCCAUGGCUAGAGUGAAAGUUGGAAGCCUGGUCCCCCAGGCUCCUGCAGGACAAGAGUUAACCAUUGAUGAUGACCAAAUCAGGUGGCACACAAGUUUUAAUCAGGGGGUGCCCACUUCUAAGUGCAAUGACUACUGUUAUCCAGGCUACAGCAGGAAAAAGAAGGAGCAGGAGAAAUUUUGCUGCUAUGACUGUGCUCCAUGUCCAGAAGGCAUGAUCUCUCACAUGAAGGAUAUGGAUGCUUGCAACAAAUGUCUAGAUGAUCAAUACACCAACAAGGAACAAACGCAAUGUCUUCCCAAGAUUCUGAGCUACCUCUCUUAUGAAGAAGCUCUAGGCAUCACAUUGACUAGCUUGGCUAUUUCAUUCUCUUUCAUCACAAUGUUCGUGCUUGGCACUUUUCUCAAGCACAAGGACACCCCCAUAGUCAAAGCCAACAACCGAAGCAUCACCUACAUCCUUCUCACCUCCCUCCUUCUUUGCUUCCUUUCCACCUUGCUUUUCAUUGGGCAGCCUGCAAAGGUGACCUGUCUCCUGCGACAAAUGGCUUUCAGCAUUGUCUUCUCUGUGGCCCUUUCCAGCAUCUUGGCCAAAACCAUCACUGUGCUUCUGGCGUUUGUGGCUACAAAGCCAGGGUCCAGCAUGAGGAAAAGAAUGGGGAAAGGACUAGCCAAUUCCAUUGCCCUUUCUGGCUCCUUAAUUCAAGCAGCCAUUUGUUCACUUUGGCUAGGCACGAACCCUCCAUUUCCAGAUGUGGACAUGCAUUCACUGGAUGACAAAAUCAUUCUGGAAUGCAAUGAAGGGUCUGCCCCCAUGUUUUAUUGUAUCUUGGGCUUCUUGGGAUCCCUGGCUAUAGUCAGCUUCUCUGUGGCUUUCCUAGCCAGGAAGUUGCCUGAUGCUUUCAAUGAGGCCAAGUUCAUCACCUUCAGCAUGCUGGUCUUCUGCAGUGUGUGGUUGUCCUUUGUUCCAGCCUACCUGAGCACCAAAGGAAAAUACGUGGUGGCUGUGGAAAUCUUUGCCAUCUUGUCAUCCAGUGCUGGACUGCUGGGUUGCAUCUUUGGCCCCAAAUGCUAUAUUAUUGUACUCAGGCCUGAGCUGAACAGCAGGGAGCACCUAAUAAGAAGGAAAAACUGA